Pocillopora damicornis (cauliflower coral) is the source of this 2224-nucleotide messenger RNA. Its product is annotated as DBH-like monooxygenase protein 1. Gene Ontology annotation, molecular function: dopamine beta-monooxygenase activity; copper ion binding. NCBI's taxonomy places the organism in Eukaryota, Metazoa, Cnidaria, Anthozoa, Scleractinia, Pocilloporidae. The record is from RefSeq and is a predicted model, not a curated record. Gene Ontology annotation, biological process: norepinephrine biosynthetic process; octopamine biosynthetic process; dopamine catabolic process. Gene Ontology annotation, cellular component: secretory granule membrane.
CGUUACCGAAGAUGGCGAGUCCACUGGUUCUUUUCCUGUGCUUCGUUUCAAUCCAUUCGGUCGCAAUCGCUGGUCUGUCUUCGGAGUUUGCUCAUCAUGCCGUCCUGGACCCAGCAGAAAAAAUGAAACUAUACUGGACCGUUGAUUGGGACGCAAAAAUGGUUUAUUUCGCUGUGGAGGCAGCAACCACUGGGUGGGUAGGAUUUGGAUUCUCCGGCCGCUCUGGAGCUAUGAUCGGAAGCGAUGUUGUUAUAGGCUGGGUGAAGAAUAACGAGGGAUAUCUUCGGGAUCGUUUUGCAGAUGAGGAAAAACUUCCACCAGUCGAUGAACAGCAGGAUUACAAACUGAUAGGAUUUGAAGAGAGUGGAGGAAAAACUGUGCUUAAGUUUAAACGAGAGUUUGACACAUGUGAUUCGCGCGACAGGAAGCUUGAGGCUGGAGCUACCAAAGUUGUGUUCGCAUAUCAUGACGAUGACCCGGCCUCAGAAUCGAAGAUAAAGUAUCACACGUUCAGGGGAAGCAGAACACUUAUGCUUCUUAAUAGCAUGGAUAAAAGAAACAUCAACGAAACUGGCUGGCUCUCUUUUCCUAUAACUACUAAGAACGUAACAAUCCCUGCCAAGGAAACAACUUACUGGUGCGCUCUGAUCAAAGCUCCCGAACUGCAAUCCAAACAUCACAUCACAAAGGUCGAACCACUUGUACAGAAAGGCAAUGAAGGUUUUGUUCAUCAUCUUAUUCUUUACGAAUGUGAAGGGAACUUUACUGAAAAUGAUUAUGAUCAAGGCAGGGACUGCAUGGACACAGCUAACAUGCCUUAUGCCAGGUGCCGAGAGGCCAGUAUUGUUGUCGCCUGGGCUGUUGGGGGAGAGUCGUUUUAUUACCCUCUGCACGCGGGAUUUCCACUCGGCGCAGAUGAUUCACCCAAGAAUUUCCUGUUGGAAAUGCAUUAUGAUAAUCCAAGCAAUGUACCAGGCCGUGUUGACAGUUCAGGUGUUCGGAUUUAUUACACCGACAAACUUCGUAAGUAUGACAGUGGAAUUGUAUCAGUAGGAGUGAAAGUAAAUAACUGGCACAUCAUACCCCCCAAACAAAAGGACUGGCUCAGCAUUGGAUACUGUACAGCAGAAUGCACCGAGUCCAUCUUUAACUCGACGUCUCUACAAGGGGGAGGCAUCAAUGUGUUUGCCUCCAUACUUCACACUCAUUUGGCUGGUCGAGCUAUAUGGACUAGACAUAUUCGAAAUGGAAAAGAACUUCCAGAAAUUGCGCGUGACGAUCACUACGACUUCAAUUUCCAGGACACACAAGUUCUCAGAAAAGAAAUCAACAUUCAGCCGGGAGACGAAAUGAUUCACUACUGUAAAUACAAUUCUAUGGACAGGGAUCAGCUAACGAAGGGAGGCAUUGCUUCGAGAGAAGAAAUGUGCUUGGACUUCUUGUUCUAUUAUCCACGUGUACCCAAGAUCAAAUUGUGUCAAAGUACUGCAUAUGGUCCUCCAUACAAGUUCAUCAAAAAAUACUUGAAAGAUGCUGGCUUAACCUCUCCAUACCGUAAUCCUAUGACCAAAACGUCAUUGGACUGGACUAAUGAAAUGGUGGCUGACUUCAGAGAGUACAACGAAGAAGUUCAGAGAGUAUUUCCUCGUUGUGGUAUUCGUAAAUUUUCCUCUGUUGCUGACACAUUGAAUCCAAACUUCACGGUGCCGAUACCAAAAAUCGCUGAGCCUCUUCCAACCGAGAAGUCCGACUGUCCACCAAUCCUAGUUGCUGCAGGCCAGCGCAUGUCACCUGGGGUUUUCGCAGUGUACUUUGGGAUACUGCGUGCUGUCUUUUGUAUUGUAAACCAAUGAGUGAUCGCCUUGCUGAAAUCUGCCUUAUCGUCACUUUUUCUUUUUCUCCUUUUUUCGCAUUUUUUUUUGUCUUGUUGUUUAAUCAUGACUAACGUGAAGGCAAGUAAAUAUUAUGAAAUAUUAUGAAGGCGGCCUGGAACUUUUGAUCAUCAGUCUUCUUAUUUCUUCUUUUUUUUUUAUGAACUGUAACUUCUAGUAUCUGACUUGGGAUCCUCCUGAUAACAUAAAUUGAACCGGGCCUAACAUUUAGCGAAGAGAAUUUGGUGUUAAACUGAUGCAAAACACUCGAGUUAAUAACUUUGUCUUUCCCGGCCUUAUUAGUCACUUGUAGGCUUUGCAGGUUUAUCAAAUGUUGCACAGCUUGAUUCCUG